UUUCAACAUUUUAGUUUUUCUCAAUAUAUUUACGUCCUUUUAUAGGUACGUAAACUUUACAUUUACUGAAACCUAAAAAUCCAUCAUUUAUUAAUUUUCGAUAAACAUAUUCACAACCUUUUUAAAAAGAUUGCCGGUUAUUUGAUAACUCGACUCGACACUCGACUCGACCACUGUCCCUCAACCCUUCAAUGCGCUUCGCCUUCGCUUCGCUGCUUCGCUGCCAAACUUGGUAUCAACGAAAUGUCAGAUUCAUUGAUUGUUUUGGCAUUUGACAACUCUGCUGUGGACUCCAAAAUCCGGCUCCGCGGCUCCGCGUUCGUGCUUGACAGUUGUUUCUAGCUUCGCGGCGCCGAUACACUUUUUAUUAAGCAUUUUGUAUCAAUAAAAUACGUUUAUUUGUAAUUAAGUCGUCAGGGAAUUAAAAGACAAUCACAGCCAUGGCAAUGGAGAGGAUAGACAUUACCCAGCCACUCUGGGAUCAGAGCACAUUCGUGGGCCGGUUCAAGCAUUUCGCUUUCAUUUCCAACCCUCUACUGUCCCUCGCCUCAGAGAGCGAGCUGCAUGCGGCUAAAGACCUAUACUUGAAAUACAAAGCAGGCCAAGAGCCAGCAGGCACAAAAUACGAGCAACUAGUGCGAGCGAAGCAGCUUUACGAGUCCGCCUUCCAUCCCGACAGCGGGGAGUUGCAGAAUGUGUUCGGCAGAAUGUCAUUCCAGAUGCCCGGAGGAUGUCUUAUUACGGGAGCCAUGUUGCAGUGGUAUAGAACACCAGUAGCAGUAGUAUUCUGGCAGUGGGUGAAUCAAUCCUUCAACGCGCUCGUGAACUACACGAACCGUAACGCGAACUCCCCUCUCACCACCACACAGAUGGGCAUCGCUUAUGUAUCGGCUACAUCAGCCGCCAUGACAACGGCGCUAAUCUUCAAGUUUAGCGUUCAGAAGAGGGCGAAGAACCCUAUUUUAGCUCGUUUCGUCCCAUUCGUAGCAGUGGCGGCCGCUAACUGGGUGAACAUUCCUCUGAUGAGACAGAAUGAAAUACUAUUAGGUCUGGAUGUAACGGAUGAAAAUGGAAAAGUUAUAGGCAAAUCUCAGAUAGCGCCCGCUAAAGGAAUUUCUCAAGUAGUAACUUCGAGGAUAGCAAUGUGUGCCCCGGGCAUGCUGCUGCUGCCGGUCAUCAUGGAACGCUUGGAGCCGAAACCCUGGAUGCAGCGCAUACGAUGGGCACACAUCGGCAUACAGACCGCUAUUGUGGGCAUGUUCCUAACAUUUAUGGUGCCUACUGCCUGUGCAAUCUUCCCACAGAGAUGCAAAUUAUCCAUAGACACAAUCAAACGUUUUGAAAAGGAUAACUAUGAAGAAAUCUUGAAGAACACGAAUGGAAAGCCACCAGAAUACGUGUACUUCAACAAGGGAUUGUAAACUAUUAGUUUUUGUAAGUGAAAUAUUCUCAUAUAAGAGUUAAAUGCAAGUUAUAUGUAUCCAGUGUGGUAAGUGUUAAAUGAUCAAGAAGGAUAUUUUUAUUAUUAUUUAGGCGAUUCUCACACUGUCCCGCAUGAUGCAGUGUAGCGCGUGGAUGCGUGUUCUUCCGUUGUUUGUAAGUAUCUCCGUUUGUAUGGAAAACACGCACAGUCCAACACACUGAAAAUGCAUCCACGCGCGUUCAUGCGGAUCACGCGCAUACACGCGGAG
Molecule: messenger RNA, 1691 nt
Organism: Helicoverpa zea (corn earworm)
Lineage: Eukaryota; Metazoa; Arthropoda; Insecta; Lepidoptera; Noctuidae
Gene: Sfxn2
Product: sideroflexin-2
Exons: 9
Coding region: 441-1421 (326 amino acids)
Biological process (GO): monoatomic ion transport; serine import into mitochondrion
Cellular component (GO): mitochondrial inner membrane
Molecular function (GO): monoatomic ion transmembrane transporter activity
Source: RefSeq, a predicted model, not a curated record